ACCCCAUCUCCCCCAUUUUUGUUUAAAUUUUUAACUAUAUGAUCAUUAGCUUACAUUUCUAAUCAAACUAUAGUUUUCAAAGUAAGAGUUUUAUUUUGAAAUACCUCGCCGGAAGUCACAGAUGUACAUGGUGGCUAUCUUGCCGUUGUUCCUUAUUUUUCCCAAUAUUAAACCUUAGGGGAGGGAUACUUGAGCGCCGUCGCACAACUACGGUUGACUACAGCCUGCACUUUCCGACUUGUGCUGUUUUGGAGUCGGGCAUAAAGGCAGUGGUGGGUCCACACGGGGAUACUCAAAAAUAGCUUCUAAAGGCGAUUAAGGUAUGACGGAUACUAACGGAGGGGCUCCGCGGGACUGUACGUAAAGAUGAGGAUUCCUCCGGUGUGGGUGCUGGGCGCUUGCCAGACUGGGUGAAGUUGUAGCUGAGAGGGAAACCUGCUGAGAGAGAGAGAGGAAAAAAAAACACCACCUGGGACGCCUGAGGAGGACCUCUGUGCAGGUUCACACGGCCGUCGGCAGGGUGGAGCUUCCUGACCCAUGGAGAAUUACUUCCAGGCCGAGGCCUUCAACCUGGACAAGGUGCUGGACGAGUUCGAGCAGAACGAAGAUGAGACAGACACUCCUAUUCUCUCAGAUGCCAAGUGGACCCAGAUCCUGGCCCCACCCGCCCACCUGCUCUCUCUGAACCCCGCCCUGGCCCACGCAGACCUCAGCCCCCGGGAGAGUCCGCUGCCCUUCAAGACCCUCCCAGACUCUUCCUCCAGCACCUCCCCGGGGGCCGACCCCAAAAGACAUCCCGGUCCUGAACUUCAGUCCUGGGCAGAGGAGAGGCCAGCAGACGUCCACAGCCCACCGCUCCCCCAGCCCAACAUCGGCAAACUGGUGGGGACCGACGACCUCUCGCCGCCCCCCGUGACGGCAUGUAGUGCCGUGGAGAAUGGCUGCCCCGCAAGCCCACAGCACGAUGGGCUUGGCAAGGAGAUAAGUUCUCCAUCAGACAACCAGCCUGGUGCUUCUGACCAGGCGGUUAAACCUCAUCAGGAGGAGAGAGCUGCCUCAGGAGGAGGAGGAAGCUCUACUGUCAGCCACACUCAUUUUACCUUUGAGCUUGGAUCAGGACAGGAGGAAGCUCCAUCUGAGAAGAUUCAUCCAAAUGUUGAACCAACAACACAGACUGGGGAAAGUGUCAAAGACGAGGCAAAUACAGCUGUUUUACAGGACUAUAGUCAAGAGAGACAGACUGAGAACUCAAACCAGGAGCAGGGAGAAAGUGUCCUGAACGGGGGGAGAGAUGUUCAGGGUGGUUGUGAGGCAGAGGUGAAUGGUAUAUCUCCUCCUGACAGGGUCGGAGUGGAGCGGGAGAGGAGAUGUGGUCCAGAGAGACAGAUGGACCAGCUCCUCAGAAUAACGAGCCUUCCCAAUGGUUUAGAGCAGGAGAGGAGUAGUCAUUCCAAGCUGAAAGAGACAGAAGAGAAAGAGGAGGAGGUGGAGGGUUUUUCUCCCUCUCCUGUCCCCUCCAAAGAGGACUCUGUGACUGAGGAGAAAGAAAUGGAGGAGAGCAAGCAGGAGAGCAGCGAUGGAGGAGCAGUGGGAUCAGGUAGCAUCCAACCAAAACUCAACAACAAUCGACUGCAGCCGGUCAGCGUCCCCUACGGAGGGGCGCGACCGAAGCAGCCGGUCAGCCUCAAACUCCAGAUUCCACAGCCGCUGUCGGGCCAGGUCCAAAAUCAGCUUGGCCCAUCCUCCGUCAGCAAGAACAAGAACCUUGAGAACCAGUGUCGGAGAGGCACGCCUUCUGAAACCACGCUCAGUGGGACUGAUCAGACCACAGUCGGGGUGAACGGAGAUGGCGUUGUCCCCUCUCCUUCCCUGAUGCCUUCGGAGAGCCCAGACAAUGACCUCCAGGCAGGCCAACAGGGCGCUCUGUGCAAGAAGCCUGCCAGUGCCCUGGGAGAGGUCGCCCCUGUGUGGGUGCCCGACUCCCAGGCUCCCGUCUGCAUGAAAUGUGAUGUCAAGUUCACCUUCACCAAGAGGAGGCACCACUGCAGGGCCUGUGGCAAGGUGUUCUGUGCGACAUGUUGCAGCCUGAAGUGCCGGCUCACCUACAUGGACAGGAAGGAGGCCCGUGUCUGUGUCACCUGUCAUUCUGCUCUGACGAGUGGUGAGAAAGUAGCAACUCAAUCAUGGGAGACGCCAGCCCCUGGAAGCAACCAGAGCCCGAACCCCAACAACCCAGCAGAGUACUGCUCCACCAUCCCCCCUCUGCAGCAGGCUCAGGCGUCUGGGGUACUCAGCUCCCCUCCUCCCACCGUCAUGGUGCCUGUGGGAGUCCUGAAACAGCCUGGCAAUGAGGGGUCCCUCUCACGUGAGCAGAGAAGGGUGUGGUUCGCUGACGGGGUCCUACCUAACGGAGACACAACAGAGUCCCCCAAACCUCCGACCUCCAGUCCAGCUCCCUCCCAGUCAUUGGCCAUCUCCACGUGCUCAAACAAAUCCUCCACUUCUGAAUCCUCAGAGGCAGCCCAUACCCCUGUUGCCCCGGUGGGCAGCCCCGUGGGCAGCUCCCUCAGUCUGAUUCCAGAGGACGGGCUCCCUCCCAUCCUCAUCUCCACCGGAGUCAAAGGAGGUACGGGAGGCCACAUCACAGACUACGCAGUGGAGGAGAGGCCGUCUGAGAUCGUUCUCAUGCAGCAGCUGGAGGAGGGAGGUCCAGACCCCCUGGUCUUCGUGCUCAAUGCGAACCUGCUUGCCAUGGUCAAGCUUGUCAACUAUGUAAACAGGAAGUGCUGGUAUGUGACGACUAAAGGCAUGCAUGCUGUCGGCCAGGCCGAGGUGGUCAUUCUGCUCCAGUGUCUCCCCGACGAGAAGACCAUCCCUAAAGACAUCUUCACCCACUUUGUGCAGCUCUACCAGGAGGCCCUCAGUGGCAACGUGCUGAGCCACCUGAGUCACUCCUUCUUCACGCAGAGCUUCCUGGGCAGUAAGGAGCAUGGCGGCUUCCUCUACAUCAGCCCCUCCUUCCAGUCGCUGCAGGACCUCCUGCUGCCAAACCCGCCUUACCUUUUUGGCAUCCUGAUCCAGAAGUGGGAGACGCCCUGGGCCAAGGUCUUCCCCAUCCGCCUCAUGCUGCGGCUGGGCGCAGAGUACCGAUUUUACCCGUGUCCGCUGUUCAGUGUUCGCUUCAGAAAACCACUCUUCGGAGAGACCGGUCACACUAUCAUGAAUCUGCUCGCAGACUUCCGUAACUACCAGUACACGCUACCGGUGGUGAAAGGGCUUGUUGUGGACAUGGAAGUGAGGAAGACGAGCAUCAAGAUCCCCAGUAAUCGCUACAACGAGCUGAUGAAGGCCAUGAACAAAUCCAACGAACAUGUGCUGGCCAUGGGGGCGUGUUUCAACGACCGGGCCGACUCCCACCUGGUGUGCGUCCAGAACGACGAUGGGAACUAUCAGACGCAGGCGAUCAGCAUCCAUCACCAGCCGCGCAAAGUUACUGGAGCCUGCUUCUUUGUGUUCAGUGGUGCUUUGAAAGCUUCAUCUGGCUUCUUAGCCAAGACCAGCAUUGUGGAAGAUGGUGUGAUGAUCCAGAUCACGGCUGAGACCAUGGAUUCUCUACGGCAAGCCCUGAGAGACAUGAAGGACUUCACCAUCACGUGUGGUAAAGCCGACCAGGAGGAGAACCAGGAGCUCGUCCACAUCCAGUGGACGGAGGACGACCAAAACUUCAACAAGGGAGUGAUCAGCCCGAUUGAUGGAAAGUCCAUGGAGUCCAUCACCAGCGUCAAGAUCUUCCACGGCUCUGAGUUCAAAGCCAACGGCAAAGUCAUCCGCUGGACAGAGGUCUUCUUCCUCCAGAGCGAAGACCAACCCAACGGCCUGAGCGACCCCGCCGACCACAGCCGGCUGACAGAGAACGUGGCGAGGGCUUUCUGCAUGGCUCUGUGUCCGCACCUGAAGCUGCUGAAGGAAGACGGCAUGGCCAAACUGGGACUGAGGGUCACGCUGGACUCGGACCAGGUGGGUUACCUGGCAGGAAGUAAUGGUCAGCCUCUCCUGCCUCAGUACCUGAGCGACCUGGACAGCGCUCUGAUCCCCGUCAUCCACAGCGGGGCGUGUCAGUUGAGUGAGGGCCCCGUGGUCAUGGAGCUGGUCUUCUACAUCCUGGAGAUCAUCUCCUAGGAGCCGGACACAUCCCACCAACCUGGAGCACCUGGAGCUUCACCUCCUAAACCUCUUCUUUUUUUUUCCUUACCUUCUUACAUCAUUUCACAGCCUGGUCGUUCUUCCCUCUGUCAUCUCCCUUUCGACCGUUUGCACUUCAAAAGAGCCCGGAAACUGUGCCGUGCCAGGCGGGGUAGCAUUCCUCAAGUCAAACCUAUGCAUCCAACCACCCGUCUUUUUCUGCUCCGGCGAGGUCGCCCGGGGCCCGAGGAAGCUCAGAGUGGGAGCAUCUGUCAUGUGACAUCUUUCACCUCACCUCUCAGGUGUUCCCAUCACACUGGGUCUGUCCUGAUACCCACACUGCACCGCGAAUGAAGUGACGUGUCCCAGUUUCUGUUCAGAUUAAGCAGAGGCAGAAAAAUCCUUUUAUUUUGAAAGGUUUCAGUCUGAUAGGAGUGUAUUUUUCUAAUUUACUGAUGAAAGAAUGAUUAGAUAUUUUGACAAAAAUAUAGUGUAUGUUGUUAAUGCGAAGCGAUAAUCAUCUGUGGAUGUUUGGACAUGAGUCGAGUAAUAAUAGACUCGUGUCACAAACGUCUUCACGUGUUAAUCAUUGGUCUAAAAGCAGCUUAUUGACAGACAAUAUCGACGACCACUGGACAGGUGUGGCGCAGUUGACUCUGGUGAAUUAUGAGAUACAUUCAGCUCUGGCUGCAUUAAUCAAACGUUUUUGAAAAUUAGUCUGAAAUACAAUCCUGCCAUCAAAACAAAUUAAAUGAACAAAGUUAGGGCUCAGGGUAGGCACUGAAAAAAAACAUCAGAAAACAAUGAAGAAUGUCCAUCAAAGUUUCCCUGAGUGCAAGAUGACAUUUUCAUCAUGUCUAAAUGUUUUAUUUAGUCUGAGAAACAAACAGGAACCCACAGAUAUUCAGUUAACUAUAAAGUAAAAUAAGCAAACUGUCACAUGUGAGAACAAGGAACUGUCCUAUUUUUGACCUUUUGACUUGAAAACUGAUUUAAACUCAUCAUUGACUUGGCUCAAAAAUAAAACCCCAAUUUGUAUGAAUGCAACUCAUAACUCGAUGCUGAAUGGGUUACCUGGCAGGUAGGUUUGUUUUAAGCAAUUUAGAGAAGUUGCCACAGUUGUUCUUGGGAUGUAAUCCGUCUCAGUGUCUCCUGUCCUUUCAUAUAAUCCCAGACGGACUCCCUGAUGUUUGUCUUUGUUCUUCUUGUCUCUGAAGAUAGUUCUUUAUGACUGUGGCUGCAUGUUUGGAGUUGCUGUCCUGCUGCAGAGUGAGUUUGGGACCGAUCAGACACCUCCCUCAUGGUUUUGUGUGAUGGAUGAGAAUCUAAACAUCUAAAAUGCCUAAAACUUUGGCAGAGAGUGACUGUAUCUCUACCUGAAUACACCUUCCCCUGGCCACUCUGAACAGGUUAGGACACCUCUAGAGCUCUCAUCUCAUCUUUAGCCAAGGUAGGAGGAGGAUUUCCUAAGUUAGACAGUUGAUCAAAUGAUUUUACUCCUGAUUAUAAAUGUAAAAAGUGAGAAUUUCUAGGCAGUCAGAGCUGAUUUCUUACCCUGAGAUGCUUGAUAAACAGCAGUAUUAGUAGAAGUGUGAGUUUAGUCGUGGGUAUUUGGACGGACCUGCUGUCUCGACUCCUCAGCCUCCCGAUCACCCGUCAGUCCCAAGGUCACUGUGGCAGCCAGGGGCCCUGAAGCACUGACAUUCAAAGGCCUCUGUGUAGCACGGAUGCUCUUCACAAGGGAGACUCAUAUCCACCGCUGAAAAAGUUCAGACUAUUUCUGUGAAGUUACGUCGAAAAGGAAAACCACAAAUCAUCGACCGAGGAGGGAGAAGGUGCUUUUGCGUGGUGUGGCGGUUAAGGUUUUUUUUUUUUUUUUUUUUUUUUGCACCGUGGUGCUCAGUGCCUGCAGCAACAAUUCAUCAAGGGAGAGGAAAAAAAAUCACGGCUUCACCCCUUAAGCUUUAUUCAUCAAUCACCAGAUGCUUUACUUCAUGGACAAACGCAUUGACUUGUACAUAUUUUUGUAGGCAGAACAAUUUCUCCUCCAUUCUAACUGUAAUAUCUGUAGCCUCCAGAGAUCCCGCUGAAAGACAGUAUUAUUGAAGUGACCGUCACAGACUCCUCUGUCGUGAAAUAAGAUUACGUUACUCGGAAGUCUGCAAGAAACCCCCACCUCCCCUCAAUCCUUUGUCCUACAGUAGACAGCUGAGAAAAAAAGGUUCCAAUGCUUUAUCGAUGAACUCAAACAAUCUGUACAUAAAGCUGAAAAAGCAGAAGAGGGAAAAACUUUUUAAUCUCAUCAAUCGACAGAAUCAUCAGCGCUUGGUGUUCGUCCAGCAGGGGUUGGAAAAACCUCUCGAGUUGUUUUGGUGUCUUUUUAAUCAUACAAAGAGAAUAACUGUUGAAGAUGUAAAGAUAUAUAUAUAUAUAUAUAUACAUAAACAGUAUAUAUAUAUAUAAAUAAAUAUAUAGAAACUGUAUUAAAAUUGCAGAAGCAGUGCACUGGAUUCUAAGCCAUUUACAGGAGAGUUGAAGCGAGCGUCAGGGUUGCUGCCACUGUGCUCUGGAAGACAAAGUUUUUCCAACAGAAGAGAAAAGUUCAGUGUUUGUAAAAGAUCCAGGGUUCCUGCGAGAUAGACGACUUGAAGCUGAAUGUAUUUCAUCUCACAUUUCCUGCGAUUUAUCAUCCUCCCCAAAGCCCUGAACUCAUCGCCAUCCUGCUCCAGACUUUUGCAGACCUGCGUACGAACCCUGUAGAUCCGCUGACACGUCCUCUUCAAAAGGCCUCAACUGUUUCGAGUGUCUGUAAACAAGAUCAGGCUGUUGGGAGGUUUUUAACCUGCAGCCCCCUCUUUCUGCUCUGGACUCUCCCUCAGCAACAUGGACCUGGGAUUAUAAAAAAGAAAGAAUGUAUUCCUCCUUGUUUCUGUUUAAAAUCUGCAAAAUGGGUUUGUUUUUUUUUGUCUCUGGUUAGACUAAUCACCAAAAACUCAGACUCCCUGUCCAGUAAUCAUUCCGCAUCACAGCAACCUCUCCAUCUUUAAUCAUGCUAAUGUAAAAACCAGAAGGGGCUAACGCAAAAAAAAAAAAAAAAAGUACUGUCCACGCAGUACGAGCAUUUUAUCGGGAGAAAAACAAUCUCGUCAUCACACGUGAGAAAUCAGACAAUCACAUGAAAAUCUGCAGAAGAGCCGACGCUUCGAGUUUAAAUUAGACCUGUAGGUAUUUCUGUAUUAAUUUAUUACUCGAUUUGAAGUAUUUUAGAAGCUACUGUAGCAAGAGUAAUGUUAGUAAACAAUGUUCAGAGGUCAAAGGUCACCAGCUCUGGGUUAAUUUACUGUGAUUCAUAACCAGAGCUGGUGUCGCUGAAUCACUGUGUCUUUCACUGUGUGACGUUCAGCAGUUCUGUUUUUAUAAAUUAGCAUAAACAAAAGAGGAGAUGUGAGGAUUUAUUUUUCGGACUCCCCCAGUUUUCUGUUACUUUUUUUUAUUUUUUGGCAUUAACUGACAAAGUGUGCAAUAUGUCCUAAAUCCAAAAAAAGAAAAAAAAGAAAAAAAAGGUGCAAUUUGUUCAACUGAAAAAGUAGCAUUUUGUUUUUUGUUUUUUUUGUAUUCAGUUGUAAGCUGUUACCAUCCAAAACUAUAACACUGCAUGCAAACAGAAACGAGCUUGAAAAACUCGAGGAGAGCAAAAUCAACUUUGCAUUUUAACAGUUAUAUCCUCUAAUUUGUGGAUGAAACUUAAGAAAACAAUCCACUCUUUCAGUUGUCAUCAACUUGGUUUAGUUAUUUUUU
Lates calcarifer (barramundi perch) is the source of this 7980-nucleotide messenger RNA. It is a transcript of the gene zfyve9a, whose product is annotated as zinc finger, FYVE domain containing 9a. The record is from RefSeq and is a predicted model, not a curated record. Bases 538 to 4179 code for a protein of 1213 amino acids. NCBI's taxonomy places the organism in Eukaryota, Metazoa, Chordata, Actinopteri, Centropomidae. Gene Ontology annotation, molecular function: metal ion binding. Gene Ontology annotation, cellular component: early endosome membrane. Gene Ontology annotation, biological process: endosomal transport. The transcript has 19 exons.